AUGGCACGCAGGCCUUUAGCUGUGUGGAUGCCCGCGUUGUGUGCCGGUGUUGUGGCGGUGCUGUGUUACGUGAACUCGCUGGAUGGCGAUUUCGUGCACGACGACAUGGUGGCCGUCGUUGGCAACCCCGACGUCACCGGCGAGAGUAGACGGCAUGCAGCAUCUUCGUCGUCAUCGUCGUCGUCGCUUUGGAUAAACGAUUUCUGGGGCCGACCAAUGGCCGAUCCUCGAAGCCACAAAUCGUACCGGCCCCUCACAGUGCUCACUUUCAGGGCCAACUACUACGUCCAUGGGCGACAAGUGCGUGGCUACCACGUGGUCAACGUUGCCCUGCACUGCGCAUGCUCAGUUUUGGUGGCCGUCGUCGCACGCCGUGUGAUGAGGAUAACUGCGCUCCAUGCGUGCCUGUCCUCGAUGCUGUUCGCUGCUCAUCCAGUGCACACCGAGGCAGUGUCCAGCAUAGUUGGCCGUGCCGAAGUGCUCUGCUGCCUCUUCUUUCUGCUGUCGUUCCUCUGCUACCACCGCUGCCAACUUUCUCGAGAUGUCCAAGGGAGUCAUGGACAGUCAAAGUGGCUCGCAGCUAGUGGUCUACUAUCCUUAUGUGCGCUGCUUUCCAAAGAGCAAGGCAUCACAGUUCUGCCGCUGUGCAUGGCUCUCAGGAUAAGCACAUUAGUGCGUGAAUCUAUGCACCCCGGAAAAGAGAUGCAACGCCGCAAAGCUGGAUGCUGGACGUGGCCAGUCUGCAGGUACUGCAUACGAGGUAUUGCCUACCGAUGCAUCACCGAUUCAGAGCUUGUGGCUCUCACGACACUGACGAUAUUGCUCCUAUGCUUCAGGAUAUGCAUUCUGCAAGGAAGCUUUCCUGAAUUUUCUGAGAUGGACAACCCUGCAGCCUUCUCCUCGAUGCGUACAACCAGGCUACUGACUUACAGCUACUUGUGUGCCUUCAACGCCUGGAUCUUGCUGUGUCCACGUACCCUGUCAUACGAUUGGCAGAUGGGCAGUAUACCUCUCGUGACAUCACCGUGCGACUGCAGGAAUCUGGCUACACUGGCGUUAAUCACUUCGCUAUUGGCUCUUGGCUGGCGGACUUUGACGAGAUUGAAAAGAAAAAGCAGCCCUGCCAGUGGAUCAAGAGAACAACUAUGUUACUACAACAACACUGAGCAACUGCGUGACCCUUCAUUAAGACUACUGGUGCCCCUGCUCCUGACUGUGCUGCCAUUCCUUCCGGCGUCCAACCUGUUCGUGACCGUCGGCUUCGUCGUAGCUGAGAGAGUCCUCUACAUUCCCAGCAUCGGCAUGUCCUUGUUGGUGGCCGAAGGGCUGUGCCGCCUUCACAUGCGGUGCUCUAGAGUGCUCCGGUGGUGCUCUACGAGCAUCUGCUUCAUUCUGGUGCUGCUGUUCGCUGCCCGCACCUGGAACAGGAACAGCGUGUGGGCGUCCAGAGAGGCCCUGUUCGAAUCCGGUGUAAGGGACCUUCCAGGAAACGCAAAGGUGCAUUACAAUUACGCUAAUCUGCAGAAGGACAUUGGUAACUCGGAUUUGGCCGUCAAACACUACCGGCUAGCAAUUGCGUUGUGGCCAAAUCACGCCAGCGCUCACAAUAACUUGGGCACUGUGCUGACGUCAGCGGAGGAAGUACUGAAAGUUCGCAAUUUUGUGGGGGAAACCGUCAUGCUCUACUCCGACGUCGACAGUUUGCUGCACUGGAAUUCUCCUUAUUACAGCAUCGGCAUGUCCCUGUUGGUGGCCGAAGGGCUGUGCCGCCUUCACAUGCGGUGCUCUAGAGUGCUCCGGUGGUGCUCUACGAGCAUCUGCUUCAUUCUGGUGCUGCUGUUCGCUGCCCGCACCUGGAACAGGAACAGCGUGUGGGCGUCCAGAGAGGCCCUGUUCGAAUCCGGUGUAAGGGACCUUCCAGGAAACGCAAAGGUGCAUUACAAUUACGCUAAUCUGCAGAAGGACAUUGGUAACUCGGAUUUGGCCAUCAAACACUACCGGCUAGCAAUUGCGUUGUGGCCAAAUCACGCCAGCGCUCACAAUAACUUGGGCACUGUGCUGACGUCAGCGGAGGAAUCUGAACAACACUUCCGGUACGCCUUGAACGUGAAUGCAAACCACCCAGGGGCUCAUUUUAACCUGGCGAAUAUCUACAGCAAGCAAGGCCAAAAGGACGUCGCAAGAGCUCUGCUGGAACGUGCGGUGGAGCUUGAUCCAGACUUCUGCGAGGCGUACUCGUCGCUUGCGGCCCUCAUGGCUGAGAAAGGUGACCUGGCUGAAGCAGAGAGGUUGCACCAGAUGGCGUUGCGCAGUGAUGACCGAAAUGCGGAUGCCCGCAACAACUACGGCACAUUCCUUCAGUCACACGGCCGUGCUGAAGAGGCCAUGGCACAGUAUGAGCAAGCUCUCGACAUCCAGCAAAACCACACAGUGGCACUAUUGAACGCAGCUAGAAGCCUUCACAGCAUGAACCUCAACAUGCAGGCCGAGCGUCUCUACAAGAGGUCAGACAGCCGUGCUGAAGAGGCCAUGGCACAGUAUGAGCAAGCUCUCGACAUCCAGCAAAACCACACCGUGGCACUAUUGAACGCAGCUAGAAGCCUUCACAGCAUGAACCUCAACAUGCAGGCCGAGAGUCUCUACAAGAGGGCCCUCGCUGUUGAGCCGGAUCCACAGGUGAUGGACAACCUGGCUGUGUUCUACGUCAACGCUGGCCGCCUGGCCGAAGCAAGAGAGCUGUUUGAGGAUAUUCACAGGCGUUUCCCGGAGCACCGUGAAAGCAAGGUUCACCAUGCUCAGCUCCUGAUUCAGCUCAGAAGCUUUCGAGCAGCUGAAGACCUCCUACUGGAUGUGAUUGAACACAACAGCACCGACAGAGGAGCGUUGCACACGGCUGCCCUUUUAUACAACCACAUCAACCGCACAGUCGAGGCACUGGACUACAUUUUAAAGGCUCUAAAGCUAUGCGAUGUUGAUGACCUGCGUUGUGCGAAAAUACACAGCGAUCACGGUGACAUACUGAAGGACUUGGGCGACCUCAGCUCGUCGGCAAAGAGUUACGAAGUGGCCAUUCGUCUGGAUUCUGGUCUUGCUCACGCUCAUCUGAAUCUCGCUGUGAUCAGACACUUGGAGAGUGACUACCAAGGUGCCUUUCGACACUAUCAAGUUGCCCACUCAUUAGACCCAGAGAACAAGCUCAUUACAGACAACAUGGCCAAGUUGAGGCGACGAAUCACCAGGCCACUCACGCCUUUCCACGACUGUGUAUAGGGCGGAUACUUCAAGCCGGAGUGCGGUUACCGUGCAGCUUUUCGGCAUAUGGACAUUGACGCUUUCGGGCGGUGCCUCUUGAACUGGAUUCACGGUGUCGCGCUUUGUAGAUUCCGAAAACUUUGCCAGUGAGCAUGCAGAUGUUCUCGGACUAAUAAUUAGUAAUUCAAGCGUAUAGGUGUAUUUAUUUUAUCAACUGUGCUUCAAACAUUACGUCCUCUUUCACAGUGCUGAGAUA
Messenger RNA from Rhipicephalus microplus (southern cattle tick), 3508 nucleotides. Its product is annotated as protein O-mannosyl-transferase TMTC1. Gene Ontology annotation, molecular function: protein binding. Lineage: Eukaryota; Metazoa; Arthropoda; Arachnida; Ixodida; Ixodidae. The record is from RefSeq and is a predicted model, not a curated record.